Molecule: messenger RNA, 2576 nt
Organism: Terrapene triunguis (Three-toed box turtle)
Lineage: Eukaryota; Metazoa; Chordata; Testudines; Emydidae
Gene: ARMC10
Product: armadillo repeat containing 10
Exons: 6
Coding region: 1-1071 (356 amino acids)
Cellular component (GO): mitochondrion
Molecular function (GO): protein binding
Source: RefSeq, a predicted model, not a curated record
AUGGGGGAGGCCAGGGGGGCGGCGGCGAGAGCUGGGGUGGCGGCGGGGCUCGUGCUGGGAGCUGGCGCGUGCUAUUGUGUUUACAGGCUGGCCAGGAGCAGGAGGGCGGGAGCCGCAGCCGGGACAGAAGGAGCCGCUAGCGCUAGGGAUGGGUCAGCCCCAGGGGGCGGUUUGCUGCCUCGGGUGUCCGGGCUUUCUGUCCUUUCCAGCCUUGCCUGGGGGGGACCCUCCAACCUCCAGUCAGACACCGAUCUUCCAAAAUCACCCAGUAACCUGGAUGCCCAUCAUCUACAGAAACUUAUUCAUUUGCUUGAGCUCACAGAUGAUCCGUUAAUUCAAGAACAAGCCUUGGUCACUCUGAGCAACAGUGCUGCAUUCUCUGUAAAUCAAGAUAUAAUUCGAAAUUUGGAUGGCCUUUCUGUUAUUGGAAAGAUGCUCUCAAAUUCCAUUCCCAAAGUUAAAGAAAAAGCAAUAAACACACUUAAUAACUUGAGUAUGAAUGUUAAAAAUCAAGAAGAGAUAAAGGUAUACAUUUUACAAGUCUGUAAGGAGAUUGAGUUAUCACCUUUGAACUCUGAUCUGCAGCUAGCUGAACUUAGAUUAUUAACAAAUAUGUCUGUUACCAAUGACUACCACCAUAUGAUGACAAAUGCAAUUCCGUGCUUUCUUCAUUUGCUUUCAGAAGGAAAUGAAAGGACACAGAUUCAAGUUCUGAAAGUACUUGUGAAUUUAUCUGCAAACCCAGCCAUGACAAGACAUCUUUUCAGUGCUCAAGCACCAUCAUUACUUUCACUUUUUGACAACUGCAUAAACAAAGAGAUUCUACUUAGAGCCCUGAUGUUUGCCGCAAAUUUGAAUGAGAAUAUGAAAAAUGAAGAGGGCAUCAUUACCCAGGAUCAGUACAGUGAAGAUUCAGUUUUUUCUCUGCUCUGUGGGCAUUCUACCCAAUAUACUAAGAAACUGGUAUGUUUAUUGCAUCACCAUGAUACAGAAGUGAAAGAACAAGUUGCCAAAAUAAUAACACAACUAAGAGGAGAUACUAAGACCAGAUGCUCUGGUAAAUUACAGUAAUAGAAAGUGUUUAUAUUCAAUGCUAAAAUGAAUUUCCUUUGAUGAAAGAGUGAAGUUUAACCCACUGCUCUUAUUUUGCUGAGCACCAUUACAUUACUGUAAGCAAGACAGCUUACAAUGCAUUUAAUACACAGUGUGUAAGAGAUUCUCUUUCAGAGUAAUGUAAAACAAUGGUCUGUUUAGUACUGACAGUCUUCUACACGAAACUAGUGUGUGUACAUGAUAGAGGAAAGACACUUUGGGGCAUGGAAAUAUUUCCAUUUCAAACUUACAGUAAGUUCUGAAACAGUGAGCUCAACUUUUAAAAAAGUGAACCUUAAAGUGACCUGUUAAUGUUGCAAACAGCAUUUUCAUUUAUCAUGCAGCGGUAAACAUUCACUCUAGGCUGUAAUGUGUGAUAGAUUUUGAGCACUGAAUUUGUCACUUUAAGAAAGGUUAGGCCAUUUAAAUUUUAGUUAUGUAAUUCUAUUAACUUUACUAUACACUUGCAGGGAAAUACUGGAACAUCUAUUAAGUAAAAUUAAUCCCCACAUUAUUACUUGAAUGAAACCAUAAUUAGAUUAGUCAAAUUAUAUAAACAUCUUUUGAAGGGAACUAGAAACAAAUUUAACAAGUAGCUUAUAAGCUUUAUAUUACCCUUUUAAUUGCAAAAUGUAUCAACUCAAAAAACAAAUGCAGACACUUUGAAUAUAGAAUGUAGAACAUGUAGUAGAAAAUAUCUUGUACUGAAACAAGGCCACUAAAAAUCCCUGAGCAAAGAAUUUAUAGUGGCACAUUUGUGUCACUAUAGUUAAGGUUGCAUCUUGACUUUUGUUUAAAGGUCAGCCUUUCUAAAUCCUUUAAAAUCAAUAUGUUUAGUUGGAUUCCUCUGAAAUUUGGUGUGCCUUGGGCGGUGAAAGGCAUGGUUAUUGAUGUGGAGAUAUAAGCCCCAGAAAAAGUUACCAUUUUGAAAAAUGGUAUUUUGGGGGGUUUUUUGCACAGAGCUAGGGCUCAAACUGUUGAUGUGGGUCAAAAUAGUCUGAGUUUUACACAAGCUAGUGCCUGGCACCCACUAAGUCUUAGGGGAGCCCAAAAUGAGUGGUAUUUAAGAAUGUAUAUUUAUAGUGCAAAUGCACUGACACAGAAAAUCAUUUCUGCCAUUUUAUAUGCUUUAUAGCUCAAUUCUUGAAAGUGCUCUAAAAUUAGAAAUGUUAUUCAAAUGGCUUUGAAAUUUGGUGUGCUCAUGGGGGCACAGGGUAGUGUUAGUGAUCAUAACUUGGAGUCAUUUGACCAAGGGGUUCUUGAGUUACAGACCUCCCCCCCCAAAAAUAACUUUCCUUUUGCUGCCUUAUACUGUUAAACUGAGUGGUACUAAUGACUGGAUAACUCACAGACCUCAUUAAGAUUGAUGGCUGUGCUCUCACCCUUCAAUUAACAUAGCCAAGGAUAAGUAAAUCACAAGCCCCCACCUAAGACAAAAAAGAGGUUGCUACAAUUUCUGAGUCAUGGGUGGCAGGUUUGUUGGG